UCUCAGUUGGUCUGUAUUAUCGGUAUGACAGAUUUCCUAAUCUCAUGUGUCGUUUUUCAGAUUCUUAUAAUUUUUAAUCCGUUUGAGAGCGAUAUUUUUUUUCUUUCAAAAUCGCAUUCUACGCACCAAAAUAGAUAGUUGUACAAAGCUCGGCGAAAUUGCACUGUACAAGAUUAUAGAGUGUAAAAUUAACUCAUGUAUUCACGUUGCAUUCAUUGCUAAUCAUUCUUAAUCAUGGCCUCAAGUAGGAGUACAAAAGAAGUCCUAUUAUCACUUAUAGAUGACAUCGAGUUAAUAGCAAAAGAAAUGAUAGAAAAUACUAUUGCUCAAAAACCAGCAAAGCUCUCAAACAUAGAACAUGCUCAACUCACUGAACUAUUGGUUGCCAAGGAUAAUGAAUUAAAGUCAACAUUAAAACGAGCAGCUGAACAAGCCAAGAUUAACUUAAAGAUGGAAGCUUUAAAAGCUGAAGUAGAAAGGCAAGACCAGGAUAUCCAGCAACUACAACGGCAGUUAAAGGAAGCAGAACAAAUCUUGGCUACAGCAAUUUAUCAAGCAAAGCAAAAAUUACAAUCUAUUGCUCGUGCCAAUAAAAGACCUGUUGCUUCAGAAGAGCUUAUUAAAUAUGCUCAUAGGAUUAGUGCAACAAAUGCCAUUUGUGCACCAUUAUCAUGGCAACAAGGAGAUCCCAGGAGGCCAUAUCCUACGGAUAUCGAGAUGAGAUUAGGAUGUCUAGGCAGACUGAAUGAUGUACCUUUGAAUGGACAGAUGCUUGGGUCUCAUCCAAGCAUACCAUCUGACUUGCAUAGAGCAGGACAUCCUGCUGGGGAACCACCUGUUUCACAAUCAAACCAAUUUGCAUGGCAUCCAUCAGGAGAAAUUCAUAUGUCUGUUGGUGGACAAGGCAGUGUGGCUGUGAAUACACACAAGCAAGAGACUGAAGACGUUGAAGUUAUGUCUACAGAUUCUUCGAGUAGUUCGUCCAGUGAUUCUCAAUAGAUAUAAGUUUAUUUAUAUCUAUAUUUAGAGUUUUCAAUAAAUAUAUAAAUAUCUUUGUAUUACAGACUAUAUAAUCUAAGUAAUAAUAGCUUAGAAAUAAAAACAUGAAAA
Messenger RNA from Harpegnathos saltator (Jerdon's jumping ant), 1110 nucleotides. It is a transcript of the gene MED4, whose product is annotated as mediator complex subunit 4. Gene Ontology annotation, biological process: regulation of transcription by RNA polymerase II. The record is from RefSeq and is a predicted model, not a curated record. The coding region runs from base 235 to 999 and encodes 254 amino acids. Gene Ontology annotation, molecular function: transcription coregulator activity. Gene Ontology annotation, cellular component: mediator complex; core mediator complex. NCBI's taxonomy places the organism in Eukaryota, Metazoa, Arthropoda, Insecta, Hymenoptera, Formicidae. The transcript has 5 exons.